Ruditapes philippinarum (Manila clam) is the source of this 2003-nucleotide messenger RNA. RefSeq lists its product as uncharacterized. Gene Ontology annotation, molecular function: glycosyltransferase activity. The record is from RefSeq and is a predicted model, not a curated record. The coding region runs from base 267 to 1991 and encodes 574 amino acids. The transcript is spliced from 2 exons. NCBI's taxonomy places the organism in Eukaryota, Metazoa, Mollusca, Bivalvia, Venerida, Veneridae.
UACAGUUUAAAGUGUGCCACACUGUAUUAUGAUUUUAUUGUUACAAUAUUUUUACUAAUAAUUUAAAGGUAACAUGGUGAAUACACUAUUUAAUUUUUUAAACCUUUUAUUACAAAGAUAAGCAAACAAUAACAGUUAAGUAAAGACCUUAUCGUGGACUUUACCUAGAUUGCAGACAAGGACUUAAAAAGUCUUGAGAUAAUAUCUCACUUAUCUUCGGUCAUAACUCAGUGAUAAGGAGUAAAACUUUAAACUUCUCACACUUCAUGAAAAUGAGGAAUUUAUUUCGAAAAGGAAAAAGAGUUUUAUUUGGAUAUCUUAUAAUAAUUCUUGCAGUCUUUGCAGUUAUAGAAACUCUUCUGGGAAAUUUCUACAGAAUAAGUCCACUCUCAUUACCGGAGUCAUAUUUAACACAACCAAUGACAAGAAUCAAGUCUAGAAUAUAUCCAACUACCACACAGCAACCAAUUAUAGCUGCAUCAAGAAAUAAAAUCUUCAAUAUACCAACCAAACCAAAAUCACACGGCACAAUAAAAUAUCCGACAAAGCCAACCCACAAGACAUUGUCUAACAAGAUACAGUCUAACGCAUCUACUUUCAGAGGAGCGACUUGGAACACAAAGGAUUUUCAUAGAAAGACUAUUGACAAAAACUGCACUGUGCUCACUGACGCGUCUAAUAUAAAAACUCCGUUCAAGUUUUAUAUAUAUGAUUUACCGGCAAAAUUCAAUUACGACAUUCAAAGGCAUUUUACUGACAAUAAAAAGUUCUCAUUUUGUUACAAUUUAGAUUUCUGUGGCAUGGGAGAAGAGUUGUAUCAAUUAAGUGAUAAUGACAAAACUCCAAUUGAUGAAUCUACUGGAGAAAAAGGCGGACAGAGAAGUGUUAGAAACACUCAUCAGUUUGCGUUGGAAACUGUGAUUCAUUACAAAUUAAUGCACAGUCCUUAUCGUACUAAGGAUCCAAAUAAAGCGGACAUGUUUUAUAUACCAGCUUACACUGGACUGAAGUGCCUCAUCUUUGAUCAUGAAUCCCACGCUUUUAUAAAUGAGCUAUUUGAAUAUUUAGAAGCUAAUGAAUCCAACUAUUUCAAUAGCAGUUUACGUAAACCUCACUUUUCAACUAUUUCAAAAAUACAAAGAGAACAAGCUUCUGAGUACUGUCCAUUGUUACGCCAUCCUAAAACAAAAGAUAUUACAUAUUUUGCAAUAGAGAAAGAGUCAAAUCCAAACUGGUACAGAAGCAAACAAAUUUACGGAAGAUCAAUAAUCGUAGCACCGUAUCCGUCUUAUGUACAUUUUCUUAAUCACGAUAAAGACAAAACGUUUAUGGACUUUCAAAGGGGACUUAGAAAACUUAAUGAAAGUAAGUUUAAACUUAAGGUUCCACAAUUAUCUGAGAGAAAUGUAGUUCUAUUUUUAGCAGCUGGUACACGGCGGAGUAAUUUUUUCAGGGCUCAAAUUCUUGACCAAUUUUUAGUGCAGACUGAUAAAGGGCCUGACGAAUUUUACAAAAAUGCUACAAAUAAUUCACAGAUAAAAACAGAACAGAUCAUGCUUAGAACUAGUGAAUGCUCCGUAAAACAUCGCACCACAACAAUUCCGUGGAUGGAGAAAUCAGUAUUCUGUUUACAGCCACCAGGCGAUUCACCAACACGAAAAUCUAUCUACGACUCAAUACUUAGCGGAUGUAUCCCUGUUUUAUUCACAGACAAAUAUAAAACAGAAUACCCUUUUCAACACUAUCUCGAUUAUGAAAGUUUUACAUACACCAUAGAUGAAAAAUUGAUUAGCCGCUAUAAUAAAUCAGUGAUUGACAUCGUGAAAGGAAUUUCUGAAGAGAAAACUAAAUAUCUGCAUGACAAUCUUUUGCGUGUUUCAAAGUGGUUUCAGUACAGUGUUCCGAAUGAUGAUGUUUUAUUGGAAGAUGAUGCAGUUACUCUUUUGCUUGAUGAAUUAGCAAGUCAUUAUAAUAUAACUAAUACUUUAUAAUUAAAACUUUCA